AUGAAGCUCCGCGGCCCUGAGGCCCCACAGCCGCGAAGACUCGUCCGCCUCGAAGGCAUCCUCUCAGCUGGCCGGCAGCCGGUCGGCAGAGCGCCUCGCAGGGCUGCUCUGCAGCUCUCCCGAGUCCCAGCGGAGACUGCCCGCCCCGGUCUCCGAGGCGACCGACGGGAGCAGUGUGCUGCUGAGGUUCCACAAUCCAGUACAAUUCAGUUUCUGUGUCUCUCUCACCCCCCAUCCUUUCCUGUUCCAGAUCAUGGAUAUACCACCCUAGCCACAAGUGUGACUCUCUUAAAAGCUUCCGAAGUAGAAGAAAUCCUGGAUGGAAAUGAUGAGAAGUACAAAGCAGUCUCUAUCAGCACUGAACCUCCCACCUACCUUAGGGAACAGAAGGCAAAAAGGAACAGCCAGUGGGUUCCAACCCUUCCAAAUAGUUCCCACCAUCUUGAUGCUGUACCAUGCUCAACAACCAUUAACAGAAACCGCAUGGGCCGAGACAAGAAGAGAACUUUUCCGCUCUGCUUUGAUGACCAUGACCCAGCAGUGAUCCAUGAAAACGCCUCACAGCCAGAGGUGCUGGUCCCAAUCCGACUGGACAUGGAAAUCGAUGGGCAGAAACUGAGAGAUGCUUUUACCUGGAAUAUGAAUGAAAAACUGAUGACUCCAGAAAUGUUUUCAGAGAUUCUCUGUGAUGACUUGGAUUUGAAUCCCCUCACUUUUGUUCCUGCUAUUGCAUCCGCAAUACGACAGCAAAUUGAGUCUUACCCUACAGACAGCAUCCUGGAGGACCAGUCGGAUCAACGUGUCAUCAUUAAGCUCAACAUUCAUGUGGGGAACAUCUCCUUGGUGGACCAAUUUGAGUGGGAUAUGUCUGAGAAGGAGAAUUCCCCUGAGAAGUUUGCCCUGAAGCUGUGCUCAGAGCUUGGACUGGGUGGUGAGUUCGUCACCACUAUCGCUUACAGCAUCCGGGGGCAGCUGAGCUGGCAUCAGAAGACAUAUGCAUUCAGAUCCAAUUCUGCUGGAUGUGGCAGUCCAUAUAGGAUUGAGAACCCCCUGCCAACAGUUGAGAUCGCCAUUCGUAACACUGGGGAUGCUGACCAGUGGUGCCCUCUACUUGAAACCCUCACUGAUGCAGAGAUGGAGAAGAAGAUCCGAGACCAAGACCGAAACACAAGGCGCAUGAGGCGUUUAGCCAACACAGCUCCAGCCUGGUAACCUGUGGAGAGGACCUUCCGCCAUCAGACCGUCUCCCCGAAGUGGGGACUGACCUCCUACUGUGGGCCCUUGGGGCCUGCGGCAAUCCCUGGACUGGCUUGGGAAGCCAGGGGUCCCUUCUGGGGGUCCAGUAAAGACACAUUGUGGCAGCUGUCCAACCCUUCUUUCCCCCUGCCCAAGCAACUUUUUAAAUAAA
Python bivittatus (Burmese python) is the source of this 1408-nucleotide messenger RNA. The record is from RefSeq and is a predicted model, not a curated record. Lineage: Eukaryota; Metazoa; Chordata; Lepidosauria; Squamata; Pythonidae.